AUGAAGCGACGGAAGAGAUCGUCGGUCUUCACGCCUGCGAAGGUGUCCCUUGUCUGUGCAGUCACAUGCACCCUGGUCUAUCUGCGUAUCAGCCGCAGCUCACACGCGCAAAGCUCGACUGCACACUCACUCAGCCUGCCUUUGAGCCCCCCGUCCUUUCCUCCUCUGCCAGCGCUUCAAGACCCGUGCAAGAAAUGGCCGCAAGACCCGCAGACAGCAUGUAACAAUUGCAGUCUUAAGAUUUAUGUCUAUGACCUUCCCGAACAUCUCCGUCUCGGUCGAGCCCAAGAGGACAAAUGCCGCUGGUCGGCCUAUUCUUCAGAGCUUCACCUCACCCACAUGCUGGCAUCAACUCCAGCUGCACGCUACGUCACUCACGAUCCAAGUGAAGCCAACUUCUUCCUCGUGCCACUCUUUCCUGCCUGCUACUUGUUUCACUGCUGGGAUACGGCAGGCUGGAACAGAGACUUGCGCUGCAAUGUCGACGAAAAGCUCAUACAGCCGGCGAUGGCUUACAUUCAAUCUCAGCCGAGUUGGCAACGACACAGCGGCAGAGAUCACGUCAUGUUUCAUCCUAUGGACUUUGGCGAUACGUACUACUCUACAGACUCUCGUGUGAUGAUGCGCCAGAUGUCAUACUUCGUCACGAAUGGCGAUGCACGUACGAACGGGACAAUCUAUCGGCCGCGCAAAGACGUCGUCAUCCCGUCAGCCACAUACCUACUUCACUCGUAUCGCUAUCAUCCGCGUGACUAUCUAGACGAGCAUGGCCACCCUCUGAGUCAGAUGCCCAAGCGACCGAAAGAUGGCACAGCCGUGUCUGAUCAUGUGAAUAUCUACGAGCCGACUCGCGCACGCAAGUGGUUUGCAAGCAAACGAGAUCCUACCGGUCGCACAAUAUUGGCGUACUUUCGUGGACUGGGUGCUGACGUCCAGCCGGAUGAUGAGUAUUCGCUCGGUGUCAGAUCGCUCUUCUACGGGCGAAAGGGCUCGCACGAUGGCUUUGCCAGCUUACCGGGAUUCGAUGUCAGCGUCGAAUCCGAGAAUGCAGAGUAUGCUGUCGAACUGGCCCAUGCUCGAUAUGGGCUCACACCGCCGGGUCACACGCUUGACUCUACGCGCAUAUGGGAAUAUCUCGCCUUUGGCGUCGUGCCCGUCAUCAUCGGCGCAGACGGCCUCGUUCUGCCGUUCGCUCAGCAUCUGCCUUGGUCCGAGAUGACGCGAGCAUCACUCUGGAGGAAUACGAACGCAAACGGCAGCUAG
Molecule: messenger RNA, 1263 nt
Organism: Mixia osmundae IAM 14324
Lineage: Eukaryota; Fungi; Basidiomycota; Mixiomycetes; Mixiales; Mixiaceae
Product: glycosyltransferase family 47 protein
Exons: 4
Coding region: 1-1263 (420 amino acids)
Molecular function (GO): glycosyltransferase activity
Source: RefSeq, a predicted model, not a curated record